UUGUAGCCAGGUGAAUGUUUUACUAACUUUUAUGUUUGAUAACUUUGAUUGUUUUAAUUUUUAUACUUAACUUAUCUCAUUGAGUUUCUUUGCGACAGGUCUCCUUAUUGGCAACAAAUGGUUGAUGCCAUUACCAUAUGCGGGGCGGGGUUCAAAGCCCCUAGUGAGAGUGAUUUGAGGGGACCCAUUUUGUCUCGAAUGGUGGAUGAUGUGAAAAAGGAUUUAGAUGAACAACGCCACAUAUGGAGCACUAAAGGUUGCACCAUCAUGAUUGAUGGUUGGACGGAUAGGAGAAAUAGAACUCUCCUUAAUUUUCUUGUUUCUUCCGCAGGGGGCACCGUUUUCAUCAAGUCCAUUGAUGCCUCCGCCCAUUGCAAGAAUGCCACCUACCUAUGUGAGCAGAUAGAGGAGGUGAUUGAAGAUGUGGGUGAGGAGAACGUGGUACAGGUGGUGACCGACAAUGCAGCAAAUUAUGUUGCUGCGGGUAGACUAUUGAUGGAGAGGCACCCAUCUAUAGUUUGGACUCCAUGUGCUGCUCAUUGCAUUGACCUCAUGUUGGAGGAUAUUGGAAAAGUCCCAUGGGUCAAGAGAUGUGUAGAAAGGGCAAGAAAUGUCUGUAAAUUUGUAUAUAAUCAUUCAUGGGUGUUGGCUCUUAUGAGACAAUACACAGAGCAGAAGGAGUUGCAUUGUCCAGGAAUCACAAGAUUUGCCACAAACUUCCUCACAUUGCAGUCCAUGCUUAGGUCUAAGCCUGCCUUGAGACGUAUGAUUGUUGGUGAGGAGUGGUCUUCCUCAUCCUAUGCUACCACCCCUGCAGGGAUAGAGAUGGCAGACUGCAUUUUUGAUGAGCAAGGCUUUUGGGUCCCUUGUGAUGAGAUAGUGAAGUUUGUUAAGCCCUUGGUGGUUUUGUUGUGAGUUGCGGAUGGAGAUAAGCCCGCAAUGGGCUAUAUAUAUGAGGGCAUGGAUAGGGCGAAGGAGGCCAUCAGAUUCGUCUAUGGAGCAGAUGAGAGCAAGUAUGGUCCCAUUUGGGAGAUCAUUGAUAGGAGAUGGCAUCAUCAGCUACAUAGGCCCAUCCAUGCGACAGCCUAUUAUCUGAAUCCGGCAUUCCGUUUUAUCCCUUCUUUCAAGGCUGAUGCGGAGGUCCUUAAUGGGCUAUAUGCAAUCAUGGAGAAGAUGGGACCUGCUGGUACUUCUCAGAUAGACCUUUUUCGAGAGCUACAGAUGUUCUUAGAUGCACAAGGGGAAACCUUCUCUCGUCCUAUCGCCAAAGACGGUAGGACAACUAUGAUGCCAGGUAAAAAUAAAUUGUUAGGCUUAAUUUUAGUUUUAUUCAAUACUAUAUUGUAACUUGUUAAAUGAGUUCAUGAGUGAGACUGAUUUUAUUUAUUUUUCUCAUUUCAAACUCAGAUCAUUGGUGGAACUUUUUUGGCCCAGAGACACCAAAUGUUCAGAAGUUGGCCAUUCGUAUCUUGAGCCAACCAUGCAGCGCAUCAGGUUGUGAGCGCAAUUGGAGUAUGUUUGAGCACAUACACUCCAAGGGGCGCAAUAGAUUAUCUGUGGAGAAGAUGAAUGAUCUCGUCUUUGUUCACUACAACCUCCGCCUGAGAAUGAGAAAGAAUGCAACAGUUGACAUGUCUCCUAUCAUUCUAGAUGAGGUUAAUCUUGAAGUAGAGUGGGCCAAUGAGAA
This is a messenger RNA of Cryptomeria japonica (Japanese cedar), 1687 nucleotides long. RefSeq lists its product as uncharacterized. Lineage: Eukaryota; Viridiplantae; Streptophyta; Pinopsida; Cupressales; Cupressaceae. The transcript has 4 exons. Bases 118 to 915 code for a protein of 265 amino acids. The record is from RefSeq and is a predicted model, not a curated record.